Messenger RNA from Penicillium cataractarum, 1068 nucleotides. Its product is annotated as alpha/beta hydrolase. The record is from RefSeq and is a predicted model, not a curated record. Gene Ontology annotation, molecular function: hydrolase activity. The annotation marks the transcript as partial. NCBI's taxonomy places the organism in Eukaryota, Fungi, Ascomycota, Eurotiomycetes, Eurotiales, Aspergillaceae. The transcript has 2 exons.
UUUACUGUCAUUUUAGUCUAUCACUCCAAUAACGACAAGUGGACCAUCAUGUCCACCCAGGCUCCCGCUCUCCCACCCUAUCCCCUCCAUGAAUCAGUCAGAGACAAAUUGAGUCCUCAGUAUGUCGCUUUCUACAACCAAUACAUAAUCAACAAUCAGCAGGUCCACUACCAGCCUGUGGAAGCAUCACGCACAAGCGGUACGCUGAUUCCCGGGGGCGGCCCACUUCUCACUGUCGGUCAAACCAAAGACAUCUCUAUUCAACGACGGGCAAGUGAUGGGCCGGAUGUCAAGGUUCGCGUGUUCACUCCGGCAGGGGGAAAGCCGCGCGGUGGAUGGCCUUCUCUGCUAUAUUUUCAUGGUGGCGGAUGGGUACUCGGAACAAUCGACACUGAAAACACAGUCUGUACCAAUAUCUGCGUCCGAGCGAAUUGCGUCGUGAUUACGGUUGAUUAUCGCCUUGCACCGGAAAAUCGUUGGCCGGCCGCAGUACAUGAUAGCUGGGAAGCAUUUCAAUGGCUUAUCACCGAUGGAGUCUCUACACUGGCGAUCGACCUAUCUCAGAUGGCUGUCGGCGGAUCAUCGGCAGGUGGUAAUCUCGCAGCUAUCGUGUCUCAGAAAGCUCUCGCAUUGUCACCACCUGUGCGUUUUAAAUCACAGGUGCUCUCGGUCCCCGUUACCGAUAACACAGCCACGGUGACUAACAAUCAAUCGUACGCCUUAUACGAGCAGACUGCCGCUCUGCCGGCGGACAAGAUGCUUUGGUAUCGAAAACACUAUUUGCCCGAUGAGUCUGACUGGGUGCAUCCUGAGGCAAGCCCCCUCUUCUAUGAAGGAGACUGGUCGCAACUUCCACGCGCUUUGAUUCUGGUCGCCGAAUUAGACGUCCUUCGGGCAGAAGGUGAGGGGUAUGCGGAGAAAUUGCGAGCCGCUGGCGUACCUGUGGAUCUAUAUGUUAUGGAGGGAAUGCCGCAUCCAUUUCUCGCUAUGGAUGGGGUGCUGGAGCAGGGAAAGAGGGCAAUUAGUUUGAUGUGUGACACACUACACAGAGAAUUCUGGAGUAAAUAA